AUGACAGAAUUAGUGGGCCAACUACAGAUACCUCAGAUCGUUUUUGAGCAACUUGAAACACUAAAAAAAGAAUUUGAAGAUGGAGAAAUAACGCAAAAAGGUUAUGAAAAAAGAAAAAAAAAAAUAUUAGCAAAAUAUGAAGAAUAUGGAAGGCCAAAUGAAGAACAUGGGAAUGCAAGUAACGGAAUCUUUCAAGGAAACGAAAAUGCAAAUAAAAGCCAGAGUCUUAUUACUAAAGAUAACAAAAACGGUGUUAAUUUAAAACCAAAAGAUGAACAUCCAUAUAACCAUGUAUAUUCAAGUCCAUACCGUUACAGAAGUGGCUCUUUAUCAUAUGAUCAAAUCAGUUGUAUUUCGGAGGAGAAAUAUUCAUCAAUAUGGGCGGAACAAGCGGGAAAACAGCAACUGCCUUUUAAGCCUAGGGGUAUACCGUUUUCAGUUUAUGAUCAAUAUAAUCCGAGUAUCCUAAUGACUAGAUUCGAUGAUAUCGCAUCUGUUUUACGUUAUAGAAACAGGGAGUGGCCAAGGAAAAAAGUUUUGAUUGUCGCUAAUGAUAAAACAAAAGAAGUAACCAAAAUAACAUAUAGUAAACUUACAUCACAUGCAGAAAAAAUAGCACUUAUGAUUAGAAACAAACCUGAGCUGCUUCAAGGAGAUAGAAUAGCCCUUGUAUAUGAAACUUCUGAAAUUAUUGACUUUACGAUUUCUUUAUUUGGAUGUUUUAUUGCGGGAAUGGUUGCAGUUCCUAUCAAUAAUCACGAUAAUAUUGAAGAGUUAAAUGAAAUCCUAACGUUAACACAAUGUCGGAUUAUCUUAACUACUCAAGCAACCUUAAAAAAUUUCCAAAAGGAUCUAGUAAAUAAAGAAUUUCAAUGGCCCCCUAAUAUAGAAACAUGGACAACAGAUAACAUUGGAGGAUUCUACCCUAAAAAAGAUGAAGAUAUUCCUCCUUUAAGAACAGAUGAUUUAGCUUAUAUUGAAUAUUCACGCUCACCAGUUGGAGAACUCCGUGGAGUAGUUUUAUCUCAUCGUGCCAUUAUGAAUCAAAUGACAUGUUUAAACGCUAUUGUUUCAACUGUCCCUAAAAGUACAAAAAAAAAUCAUAAUUCAAAAAAAAAUUCCAAAAAACAUGUACCAAUCAGAAAUGACCAAGUUAUUAUCACAUAUUUGGAUCCAAGACAAACAAUAGGGCUAAUUUUUAGUAUUUUAUUUUCUAUUUAUAACGGAGAUACAACUGUCUGGUGUCCUCAGAGAGCUAUUCUUGUUCCUGGUCUCUGGGCAACUCUUAUCACUAAAUAUAAAGCUACUAUAAUUCUUGCAGAUUAUCCUGGACUAAAAACAGUAACAUUCAAUUAUCAGGAUGAUCCAAUGACAACUCGUAAAUUUGCAAGAAAAUAUCCUAUUGAUUUUUCUAGUAUCCGUCUUUGUUUAAUAGACUGUAUCUCUAUUGAUUCGGAAUUUCAUGAAAUAUUUUCAGAUAGAUGGUUAAAACCUCUCGGAAAUUCAGGAGGGCGUGAUAUUAUAUCACCUAUACUUUGUCUCCCAGAACAUGGGGGUAUGAUUAUUUCAGCAAGGGAUUGGCUUGGUAGACAAGAACAAAUGUUUGCGGAUUCUUCAAAUACUUUCAAUAUACCUGCAAAAAAUGAAUUAACUCAAAUAUUGCUAGAUAAAGAAGCUUUGAAAACUAAUAAAAUAUCAUUAAUUACGGAGGAAAGAGGUAUAAAAGAAGAUUCAGAAAAUUCAACUACAGCCCGAUUUGGAACAUUCUGGUAUCCAUUAGUAGAUGCUACAAUAGCAAUUGUAGAUCCUGAAUUGUUAACAUUCUGUGGUCCAAAUGUUGUUGGAGAAAUUUGGGUUGAUAGCCCUAGUUUAAGUGGAGGGUUUUGGGAUUUACAAGAAGAUACAGAUGCUAUAUUUCAUGCUAAAGCUUAUGUAAUUGACACAGAAACUUUAAAGCCAGUAGCGUAUGAUCAAGAGUUCUUAAGAACUGGGUUACUUGGUGCUAUAAUUGAUGGUCGUAUAUUAGUGCUUGGAUUAUAUGAAGACAGACUUCGUCAACGAAUUGAACAGACAGGGAAUGGACAAGACUCAGUGGAAUAUGGAUAUCAUUAUGUUUCUCAUUUAGUUCAAACUAUUAUGAGAAAAGUUCCCCAUGUAUUUGACUGCUCAUUAUUUGAUAUUUCUAUUAACAAUGAGUAUCUUCCUAUUGUUGUUCUCGAAUUACCACCAUCACUUAUUCCUAUGGAUUCAUUAGGACAGCUAUCUACUUCAAAUAAUCUUUUAUUAGAUUCUAUUUCGGAAAAAUGCAAAGAGUCACUUGUAGAAGUACACAAUAUCAAUGUGUAUUGCGUAAUGAUAGCUUCUUCGAAUAGGUUACCAAGACUAAUUAAAAAUGGACAUAAAGAAAUCAGCAACAUGCUUUGCAGGAAACAGUUUGAACAGGGCACAUUACCAUGUAAUUAUAUUAAAUUUUCAGUUAAAAAAGUAAUACUUAAUUUACCUGUUGGUGAAGAUCCUAUUGGAGGUAUCUGGUCAGAAAUAGCGACACAAAAACGUCAAGAGUUAUUAUUUUCAGAAAAAAAACAGUAUAGUGUCAAAGAUGAGCGAACAUUGUCAAUAGAUGAUAAAACUUUAGUGAAUUUGCUUGAUUUUAGAAGUAUAGUUGACAUUUUACAAUGGAGAGCAGCAUGUCAAAGCAAUGAAAUAGCUCUUUGUAUAGUUAAUAAUAAACUCAAAGAUGAAAAAACAGUUACAUGGGAAGAUUUAGAUUUUAAAAUAGCGGAUAUUGCAAAUUAUCUUAGAUUUAAAGUUAAACUUCAAUCAGGAGAUCAUUCUAUUUUGAUGUGUACACAACCUGAAAAUUUUUUAUAUACAGUACAUGCAUGUUUCUGUCUAGGAGUUGUUGCAAUUCCAAUACCUCUAUUCGAUACAUCUCGACUUUCAGAAGAUAUUCCUUCUAUUCUAGGUGUAGUUUCAGAUUUUAGAAUCAAAGCUAUUCUUGUUGAUAAUGAAGCAUAUUCAUUACUUAAAAGCAAACAUGUUUCUUAUAACAUCAAACAUUAUUCAUCUACAAUGAAAGUAGUUCUUCCUAAUAUAGUAAAUAUAACAAAGUCGCCCAAACAAACACAAGGAUGCGUAGAUUCAGGGUUUUUGUUAGAUCAUGAUUCUGUAGCACCGAAAAUUCCCGCUUUAGUAUGGUUAUAUUGGUCUUCAGAUCAACGAUAUACAGCAGUAGAAUUAGGACAUGAUACUAUUAUGUCUUGCUGCAAAAUUCAAAAAGAAACAUGCCAGAUGUCUAGUUCUUAUCCCGUUCUAGGAUCUGUACAUGGUGCAACAGGAAUAGGGUUUAUUCAUUCAUACGUCUUGGGAAUCUUUAUUGGAGCAGUUACAUAUCUAGUGUCGCCAAAAGAUUUCACUAAUAAUCCUAUGGUUUUGUUUCGCUCUAUUUCCAAAUUUAAGAUAAGAGAUACAUAUAUACCCCCUGAGGCUUUAGAAUAUGCAUUAUCAGUUACCCAAGAAAAAGGUAUAUGUUUGCAUGAAUUAAAGAAUUUAAUGAUACCUUUCAAUAACCGACCCCAAUUUGAUUAUUCUCAAAGAUUAAAAAACAAUAUUUCAAAAUCAAUACUGGAUCCUAACUCUUUAAAUAAUGUAUAUUCCAGUGCUUUAAACCCCAUGAUAACAACAAGAUCAUACAUGUCUAUAGAGCCUGUACAUUUAUAUUUAAAUAUUAAAAGCUUACGACGGGGAAUUGUUGAAACUGUUGAUAUGACUCAAGACCCUUUAUCACUUCUUUUGUAUGAUUCUGGGAUGAUUCCUGUAUCUACCCAUAUCGCUAUUGUUAAUCCGGAAACAUGCGAAUUGUGUUGUGUUGGGGAAUAUGGAGAAAUUUGGGUCUCAUCGGAAGCGAAUGUUAAAUCAUUUUAUGGAUCAAAAGAUAAAACAGAUAUAGAAAGAUUCCAAGGAGUUCUAGCAAAAGGCAAUCCAAACGAUGUUUAUGUUCGUACAGGCGACUUAGGAUUUUUAUACAACAUACAAAGACCAUUAGGGCCAGGAGGACUACUUAUUGAAGUGCAGUCAUUGUUCGUUUUAGGAAGUAUUGGGAAUACAUUUGAAAUUGAUGGGUUACUUUAUUUCCCAGUAGACAUUGAGUCAUCUGUUGAAAGAUGUCACAAAAAUAUUACACCAGGUGGAAGUGCUAUAUUUCAAGCAGGUGGCUCAGUUAUCAUACUUAUUGAAGUCGAUCAUAAAGCACAUACACCAUCUAUAGUUCCUGUAGUUGUAAAUACAAUUUUAAGCGAACAUCAAAUUAUAGUAGACAUUAUUGUAUUUACUGCUAAAGGCGAUUUCCCCAGAUCUAAAACAGGAGAAAAGCAGCGCGGAAAAAUUUUAUCAUCAUGGUUAACGAAAAAAACAAAAAUACUAGAUAAAUUUAUUAUUCGUGAACAAGAAGUUAACGUAUCAAGAGCUCAUGACAGUUAA
Pneumocystis jirovecii RU7 is the source of this 4479-nucleotide messenger RNA. RefSeq lists its product as uncharacterized. Lineage: Eukaryota; Fungi; Ascomycota; Pneumocystomycetes; Pneumocystales; Pneumocystaceae. Bases 1 to 4479 code for a protein of 1492 amino acids. The transcript is spliced from 14 exons. Gene Ontology annotation, cellular component: cytosol. The record is from RefSeq and is a predicted model, not a curated record.